AUGGCUGCUCUUUCAGCUAGGAGUUGUUUCUACGGCAAAACCAAUCUCAACAUUCGGAAAUUCCCAGAAAGAAGUAGUCCAAGAACUCUAGUUAUCGUGUCUUGCCAGAGCCAGGAACCAAUUGAUGAAGUUACAGACAAGCUUAGAACAAAGGAAGAGAUUAAACCAAAGGAGCAGAAGGAAGGAAAUAAACAAUCUUUGCCUUAUUUCCUUGGCUUUGAGGAGCUGGGAAAGUCCUUGAGAGAGAAUUUGAGCCCAAAGCAAAAGGGUGACUGGAAAGAUGUGACUUUAAUGAGCAUAUCUUUUGCUGUUUAUGUAUAUAUGUCACAACAGAUUGUUUGUGCUUACUUUGCUUGGAUGUCCAUUCCUAGACAACAAUGGUAG
Molecule: messenger RNA, 384 nt
Organism: Morus notabilis
Lineage: Eukaryota; Viridiplantae; Streptophyta; Magnoliopsida; Rosales; Moraceae
Exons: 1
Coding region: 1-384 (127 amino acids)
Source: RefSeq, a predicted model, not a curated record